UUUUGUCCCCAAAGCUUCAAGGAUCUGUGUGGGAUCUAAAACAAGCGAAGACAUUUAUGAGACGGAAAUAUAUUUAUUGCCUACAGAUUUUUUAUAAUCCUUUAGCAAUUAAUGUAUGGUAUGACCUUAAUUGAGUAAUUUAGGGCAACUUUCUCCCAAACAUGUUAGCAUGUUGUAUAAGGCAGUGAACACUGGGUCUGGUUUUGGGCUCAUUUUAAGGAAUCCAGCUUAUGUGUUUGAACCAGAGACUUAAAUCUCUUAAUGAGAAGCAAAUUUGCUUCAAGGACCUAUAAGUUCUGCCAUGACAUUUUUUGUUUAGUAUUUGAUAUUUUAGGUAAAAAUGGAUGAGAUUUUUUACAUAUCAUAUCAUCUUUUGAUAUGGCAUUUAUACAUCUUUAAAAUGAUCUAGAAAUCAAAAUGCGAGACCGUUAAUGCAAUUUCAUAGACUCUAUAAUGUUAAUAGUGGGUUAUCCUUAACAUUACAAAUAGCUUUUGCCUUAAAAACAACUUUCACGCUUGCGAAUAGUCAUGGUUGCAUUGUCCAAUCAGAGUCCCUCUCCACAAAAUCUUAAAAGAGAACGCUAUUGAGUGUGACAGUCUGGUUCUGGAAGUAAAAAUUCCAUUCAUUUUCUCCAAAGGGAAGUCCAUUUUUAACACUAACUUAAAACAGACUUAAAUGAAAGUUCUCCCAUCAUUUCCUCACCCUCAUGACAUCCCAGAUGUGUAUGAAUUUCUUUCAAUCAUGAUUGUGCCUAGAGACUGCAAUGGCAAGAUGUACAGUGAAAAACAGUUACAUUUUUGGUCUGUUUUGACCCAAAACCGAUUAGGUCGUUUCAGAAGACAAAUAAGAAAAAUUGAUUAAACCACUGGAGUCUUAUGGAUUACUUUUAUGCUGCCUUUAUGUGCUUGUUGGAGCUUCAAAGUUAGGUCACCAUUCACUUGCAUUGUAUGGACCUACAGAGCUGAGACAUUCUUCUAAAAAUCUCAGUUUGUGUUCUGCAGAAGAAAGAAAGUCAUACACAUGUUAGAUGAGAGGAUGAGAGAAUUUAAAUUUUUGGGUGAACUAUUGCUUUAAGUAGACAGUCUUAAACCUUGUCUUUUUAUCCAAUUUUCAAAUACUUGUAUGCUUUAAAUUAAAGUUUUUAAUGGUGGUUUGGUGGUUGGUUUUUUUCAUGGCUUAGAAAUAUUUAUGAAAUACUGCAAAAAAUAAUUUAAACCCUCAAGGAUACUUUACAUAUUCAUCUCUCCCAACUGUGUGCAACUCAGCAGUUUUAGUGGUUUAAUGGUUAAACUUCUAAAAUUAUUCAACAGAUUUAAACUAUAAAAAUAAAUCCUAAUUGUCAUUUUAUCAGCGGCAUAAAAUAAACUGGAUGUGCAAAUCUUAGGCUCAUCGCAAGUUUUCGCUCUGCACGACUCAUGCUUAAAAUAGCCUGGCUUGCAGUUUAAGAACAGGCCUGUGUAUCAAUCAACAGAAGUCAGCACAUGCACAAUCCAACACCCAGUCUGCAAAAAUAGACCAUCACACAGAGUGCUGGCAUUCUGUACAAAAAUAUAAGACGGCAUUACAGAGACAGCUUCUAAAAUGCGGUCUGAUAUCAUAAGUGCAUCUAAAACAAGGGAUACAGUCAGGUGUGAUGUUACGAAUGUUAUGUUUUUUCUGGUUGCAAAAGUUUGACAGAGUGUUAUUGGUUGAGCAUAACUGGCCACCUGUUGUCACCGUUACUCUAGUGGGGAAAUUCUAUUAGCAUGUUUGGGGUCAUGAUGGACACCACGUGCAUCAAAAGGGAUGUCACAACACCCAUUUAAGAGGACACUUCCUCUUCCCAUUCUUAUAAAAGCCCACUUUGACAACCAGCAGCUUGCAAACAGAUUAUCGAACAUAAGACGUGGAACUCUCCACCCUAUGAAAGCAACAAGAACACAAGAAGAACCAUGAGUACGGCUGCCGUCCAGCAAAAUCGGCCUUUCAACAGAGCCAUCAGAAAGAUCAAGGUGGCUUCGACGGUGACCAGCCUUGCCAAAAGCUGGCAAAGCUGGGCAAAUGACCACACCGGCAAGCAAGACACGAUCCCAAGUGGUUGGAUGCCUGACACCAUCAUUGAGGAUGAGAAAGAAAAACAGAAGGAGAAGAGCGAGAUGAAACUCUUGGUCACACCUCGCGUGAUAUCUGUGAAUGGCGAAAAUAGUUCAGACAAGAUCAAGACAGGAACCGUGACUAAGGCCAUCAUACCGAAAAUUACAGAGUGUGGGAAAGACAUUGUGAGCACCAUCAAGGAGAAGAUCAACACCAAUCAGUUGGUAUCAGAGGACACGAAAAACUUCUUGGGCAAUGAGUCUCCUACUAGGAGACGCAUCUGUGGUGGGAAAGCUGGAGCGUUGGCAAAGGUGCUGGGACAGAAAGAUGAAAAGAAAAUGGGAUCCCGAAGUAGCAGUGUUGAUACAGAGGACAGUGGACUUGGGGAGGAAGCGUCGUUGAGUGACAAUAGCGACCAGAAUGAGAAUGAACCGAAGAAACAUGUCAGCAGGACCAAGAUUAAGGUAACCACAAUGGGUGACCUGAGGAGCAGGUGGCAACAGUUUGCUGAAAACCACAUUGAAGGUCAGAAGGUAAACCCUUUCAGCGAUGACUUCGACUACGAGCAUGCAAUGGCUGUUCGACUUCUCAAGGGCGACGCAGGAUACGGUCGCCCCAAAGAGGGAUCGAAAACCGCCCAACGAGCCGAUCGAGCCCAGAAACACAUCUACCGUGAGAUGGAGGAGUUGUGUUUUAUCAUACGUGACAUGGGUCAACAAGACAAGCAGGGACGCAUCUAUGUAAACUUUGGCCGUCUGUUUGACCGUUACGUUAAAAUUUCUGAUAAAGUUGUGGGAAUUCUGUUGCGUUGUCGCAAACACAAGAUGGUGGACUUUGAGGGCGAGAUGCUCUGGAAGGGCCAGGAUGAUGAUGUCAAAAUCACGCUAUUGGUUUAAUGCACUGGAAAAUCAAAUGAACUAAAACGUACGCAACUUACGCCAAAGUAUGCCUUGCUAGCAUGUGUUGGGGAGUACCUAACUAAAAGUAGCGAUGCUGCUAACAAAGCUACGUUUCUCAGUAGUGUCAUAGUAGCUUUUCCAAUAAUUAGCAACUUUUUCCAACAAUUAGCAGUGUAGCGUGACAAAACGCUACACUGGCGUUUUUAACCCUUUAUAUUGGAUGUGCAACUUCAUAGCUGUGUAAAUGGAGUCAAUAAUCAAACUGUGUUGCAUUACAACAUCUGAUUUAUUUUAGGUCACGUCCACACUAAUGCAUUUUUAUUUGAGAAUGCAUUGAUUUUGCUACAUUUACGUCUCUAAUUCACACUAGAACGGCGUAUUCCUCCACAAAACACGGAGACUUUCGAAAAUGCUCUCAAUAAAUGCAUACUGUGGAAAACGAAUGACAUAAGCAAACUUAUAACUGAGUUUUGAAACAUGAACAAAUUAGUAUGGACGUGGCCUUAGUGAAUUGGUUGAUUCUAAUGGCUUCUGUAAAUGAACUGGUUCAAAAAAAUUUUAUUUGAUCCUAAUUUUUCUGUGCCAGAUACUGUACAUACAAUCAUGCAAAGGCAAACGUAGUACCUUAACAUUUUGUCAAAACAAUUAUUUAUGACCUAAUUUAUAGUUUCUAAGACUAUGAUCUCUCUGUGACGAGAUGGUUUAGCUCAAUUAUGAUCAAAUUCAGAGAAAGCAAAGUGUGAACAUUGCAGUAAGAACUAAAUCCAUGCUAAAACAAACAAACUUUGAGUUUAAUUAUUGGUUAAAUGACUCCAUUUUGCAGUUGUUGGGUCAAAUAGCCCUGAUAUUUUUCCAAAAAUAUUGCCCCAAGCUACUUUAGCAUGUAGUUGGUAGCUAGUUUUUAUUAGUUACAUGUAGUGUAGCUAACUACUUCAAAAAGGUUAGCUUUAAAAGUUACUUUAAAUUCUGAGUAGCUUGUAGCUUGCAAACUACAGUUUCGAAGUAGCUUCCCCAAUACUGAUAGAAUGUCUCUGAUUAUUCUAUUUAUAAAUUCGUUGGAAGUAUGAAAUCGUAAAAUCUUGAGAACGUUCCAGAAAAGUAAUGAACACUUAAACAUUAACAUUUGAUCUUAUGCAUCCACUUUGGUGCAUGACAUGUUUUGAAAGUGAAGUCAAGAUUUUGUUUUUGUAGUGAGGAGCUUUGCAUAUGAGAUGCUAGAAUGGUGACGCCUUGCUCACAGUUUACACAAGGGAUUGAAUGCCUCUCAUAUUUGUAGAACAUCAAGCAUCCUCAGAAUGCAAACCGUACAAGCCCUGAUGCCCAGACAGGUUUUGCAAAUGCAAAUGUUCUCAUGUUGCUUGUAAUUCUUUCAUCUGUAUCACAUUUCAAGUCGAAACAGUUUGGCAUUUGAAGAAUAUUGCUAGUUGACUGUCUUUAAAGUCAACAUGAAAAGGUUUAAAAUCCAUUUGACUUGAAACAGUAUACUCUAUGCAAUGAGAAUGGAUUUUGAAAAGUGAAUGUUAAACACCAGAAUGGAAUAUAAGAAAGGUUUGGUGACGUCAAUAAAAAAUUUAAGUCUUUACAGAGGUGGAGCAAGUUGUUAGAAACAUGUAUUAGGAAAGUAAAUAGUGUUCAUUUUGAUUUCAUGUUAACUUUAAUGCUUUUGUCGCUAGUGCAAAUAUUGUCUAUUUUCAUGUAAAUUUCAUGUUGUUUUAUUGUCCAGUAUUUGUUGCUCUUUCAAAAUGAAAGCAUGAUAGUCCUCUUGUAGAAGGAUGUGUUGUAAAUAUUUGAAAGAUUUGAUUACGUGUAGUGUAUGAAACUAAUUUAUUGUUAUGAUCUUGAAUUAUUCUACCAUUGUUGUGUCACAGAAAUACAACAUUGACCUUAUGAAAGAGGAUGUCUUGCAUUUUUUCAUAAUUAAACAUAGUUAUUUGUUUAAAUCUGGAUAUAAUAUUUGCAUAAUGCGUGUGGGUUUUAUUUAGCUAAACUGUGGAGACAAAUUUGUCCCAAGAAGUUAACUAAAUUUAACCCAAACUCCUGCUUUACAUCAUAGAUAAAAAAU
Molecule: messenger RNA, 5035 nt
Organism: Myxocyprinus asiaticus (Chinese sucker)
Lineage: Eukaryota; Metazoa; Chordata; Actinopteri; Cypriniformes; Catostomidae
Product: actin-binding Rho-activating protein-like
Exons: 2
Coding region: 1933-2970 (345 amino acids)
Biological process (GO): positive regulation of Rho protein signal transduction; positive regulation of transcription by RNA polymerase II
Cellular component (GO): sarcomere
Molecular function (GO): actin binding
Source: RefSeq, a predicted model, not a curated record